This is a messenger RNA of Rhizoctonia solani, 1668 nucleotides long. RefSeq names its product Vegetative incompatibility protein HET-E-1. The coding region runs from base 1 to 1668 and encodes 555 amino acids. NCBI's taxonomy places the organism in Eukaryota, Fungi, Basidiomycota, Agaricomycetes, Cantharellales, Ceratobasidiaceae. The transcript is spliced from 5 exons. The record is from RefSeq and is a predicted model, not a curated record.
AUGGAGCACGAGGGAUCUAGAAAGAAACAAAAGAAGCGCUUGGGUGAUGUGCUAAGCCUGAGGAAAUGGCUACGAAGCCCGGAGGAUAAAGACGAAUCCAAUUCAGAAACGUUCUCAAGUCCUGGAGCGUCCACCCUGGGCGGGCUCAGUGUAGUUGUUGGAUCUGGUCAGUCAAAUAAUGUAGCCCCUUCGUCUAUGGCCAAGGAAUCAAGUCAAGCCAUCCAAAGCUCUACCAGUUCUACAUCAGCACUGGAUACUACAGCUCCCGUUCAGGAAGUUGCCAACUCCCCAUGGUCAACAUUGGAGAAAGCGCUUCAAGCUCUCAGCAUCACCAGGCACAUUUGCCCAUCUUUAGCUUCAGCUGCUGACGAUCUAAGAUUGUACCUUCCUAUGGUUGAAACCACCAGAAAAAUCGAACAAGACCACAAAAACAUAACAGCCGAACUCAAGUCGGUACUUGAGCUAACAGCCAAGCACAUGAAUGAUGUAUCUUUUGAGGAGAGCAGCGAGGCAAUAUCGGUCAUGUCACAAGCAAUCAAAAAAGAAAUCGAGGCAAUCGGAGUCCAUCAAUCCCGAAGAGGUGCACAGCGCGUACUUGGUUCAGGAGGCGAUGAUGAAGAUGUGAUCCGAAGGUACCGACGAAUUGAGCAACUAUUUCGUCAGAUUCACGGGGAGGCAAGCUUGAGCACAUGGAACACUGCCAAUAAACAACACACGAAUUCAUUGAUUGAAGGCCUGAACCCGGCGAAGCAAGCCAGGUUCGACUCCAGUCUAUCCAUAGAGAUCGGUCGCCGCACGUGUACCGAAAACACCCGAACGAAAAUUCUACAAAGCUCACUUGUAUGGUCAGAAGAGCCAAACUCAGCUAAGGUAUACUGGAUGAAUGGCAUGGCUGGAACCGGCAAAACAACAAUUGCUUGUAGCCUAUGCGUAGAACUGCAAGCCCGCAAGCAACUUGCUGCCAGUUUCUUCUGUACACGCACAUCGCCCGAGUGUCGUGAAGCAAAACGUAUAGUGCCGACAAUCGCAUACCAGUUCGCCCGACGCUCCACUCCGUUCCGCUCUGCCUUGUGCAAAGCGCUGGAGGAAGACCCCGAUAUUGGCGUUGGCCAUAUCUCAUCACAGUUCGAGCUGCUUCUCAGACGUCCGCUGAUAAAGGCCAGGGAUAGACUCCCGAACAACCUUGUAAUCGUGAUCGACGCGCUGGAUGAAUGCAUCGAUCCCCGCGUUGUGGAAGAUUUCCUGAGUCUCCUUUUCCGUUCGGCUAUGGAUUUGCCAGUACGGUUCUAUGUCACCAGCCGACCUGAGCCCGCUAUUAGGGAUAGAAUGAUGGUGGAAAGUGAACGCUCACGCCUAAUCUUGUAUCUGCAUGAGAUCGAGCAUUCGCUGGUGAAAGCUGAUAUCGAGUUAUAUCUCAGGGAGGAGCUCGCAUUCAUGUCACCUGCCGACGCUGAUGUUAAGAAGCUUGCCGCACAUGCAGGCAACCUGUUCAUCUAUGCCGCGACUGCUGUUCGGUACAUUUGCCCAAGGAAGAAGGGAACCAACUCAAGGACGCGAUUAUCUGUGAUACUUGCGAUCAAUAUGGAGUCAAAGCAAAAGCUAUCGGGGAUUGACGACUUGUAUACUGCUAUCCUCACACAGUGGACCCCAAAAGUGCGGAUUUUCUGA